Messenger RNA from Plodia interpunctella (Indianmeal moth), 1715 nucleotides. Its product is annotated as zinc finger protein 771-like. Gene Ontology annotation, biological process: regulation of transcription by RNA polymerase II. NCBI's taxonomy places the organism in Eukaryota, Metazoa, Arthropoda, Insecta, Lepidoptera, Pyralidae. The transcript has 3 exons. The record is from RefSeq and is a predicted model, not a curated record. The coding region runs from base 254 to 1675 and encodes 473 amino acids. Gene Ontology annotation, molecular function: RNA polymerase II cis-regulatory region sequence-specific DNA binding; DNA-binding transcription factor activity.
AUGUCAAUUUUUACGACCGUAAAUUUUCUUUCUCAAAAUCUCGACUCGCUCGAUUCUUGGAUUUAAUUUUGCGUUUAGGGCGUUGAUUAAUUAAAAAGAAAACAUUUCUUUUUAUUUAUCAUUCAUCAAUAUCUGUGAAAUAGGAUCUCAUUCAUCGUGUUUCCAUUUUAUUACACGGUAUUUGCAGUAAUGUGGAGUUCAGUUUUCAUUAUCAAUACAAUACAGACUUUAAGAACGUAAUCUGCAGCUGAAGAUGAGCUCAAAAGAAGACCCUCUACAGGUCGCAGUUUCCGUAGAAUCUAUAAAACGUGAGCCCAGAGAAUGCAUCGUUUGCGUGACGGAUUGCGUAGAUUACUUUGAUAUCCAUAAUACUACUACCGCCCUUCUUGGUACACCAUUAGGUAUUUUUCUCUAUAGAGUCACGAAUGUGGAACUUAACAGUCAGGAAUACACAAAAUACAUCUGUAAGACAUGCUUGGAUCUAGCAAAUGAAUUGGAGCGAGCGGAACUUGAAUAUGUUAAACUGAAAGAUAAUUUUGAGUCUAUCAUAAGUAGGAAUCCCCUGUUUAAUUCAACGGAGAAGGCGUUAACUGUGGGGAAUGCGGAGAAAGAAACAGAGUAUUAUGAGCCUGAGAAGGAUGAACUGCCAGAAACAAUCGAGGAAGGUGAGGACAGUGUGAGCAGUGAGGUCAGGAGUGAAGGAGACAGCGAUCACGAGUGGGAAGUCAGCUCAUCUCGCACCAACCUGAAGACACUAAUAAGAAAAACAAAAGCAUCACUUAAACCUAAAACUACAGACGGCGCACGCCCGCGGAAGCGAAGAGCCAAGAAGCCGAAAGCGAAACAGAAAGCGAGCGAGAAACAUAUGAGCCCAGGCGAGAAGUACGAAUGUGACGUGUGCCAGCGUCAAUUCACAAUGAAGGGGAACUACACGAGGCACAUGACGACACACAGCGGUGUCAUGCCAUUCGAGUGUCCCACAUGCCAGCGCCGCUUCAACAGGAAAGACCAUUUAUUGACUCAUAUACGAACACAUACCGGUGAGAAACCAUUUGAAUGCAAUUUUUGCCUUGUUAAAUUCAACCAGAAAGGCAGCAUAAUUAAACAUUUAAGGACCCACACUGGAGACGAACCUUUCGAGUGUAAUAUAUGUCAUCGCAAAUUCAAACAGAGACCGCAUCUGAAUAGCCAUUUAAGAAUUCACACCGGUGAGAAACCUUACGAAUGUAAUUUUUGUAAAAGAAAAUUUUCAGCGCGUUCCAAACUCAAAAUACAUGCGAGAACACACACCGGGGAGAGACCGUAUGAGUGUACGUUUUGUAAUCGCCAGUUCAAUCAAAGUGGCAAUUUACAAAGUCAUUUAAGAACACACACCGGUGAGAAACCUUAUGAAUGUGUUAUUUGCCAGCGCAGAUUCAAUUUGAAACAUCACCUCCGGGAUCAUUUGAGUACUCAUACGGGUCAAAAAGCAUUCGAAUGCAGUGUUUGCAAACAGAAAUUUAAUUAUAAGCAUGUAAUGCAAAAACAUAUAAAGGUUAUGCAUCCUGGACUUUUGUACGUUGGUUAUGACAUGAAUUCAGCUGAUACCGAGCCGGAGGUUAUAUUGCAAGUUGACGAGAACGAAGUAGAAUUGAAGUCGGAAACUAUUGUAAUAGAAAUGGAACCAACCGAUUGAGAAAUUGUUUUAUUUUACGAAAUAAAUGUAUUUAAAAAUC